Oncorhynchus tshawytscha (Chinook salmon) is the source of this 4494-nucleotide messenger RNA. RefSeq names its product voltage-gated potassium channel subunit beta-1. The coding region runs from base 278 to 1540 and encodes 420 amino acids. Gene Ontology annotation, cellular component: extrinsic component of cytoplasmic side of plasma membrane; cytoplasm; voltage-gated potassium channel complex. The record is from RefSeq and is a predicted model, not a curated record. Lineage: Eukaryota; Metazoa; Chordata; Actinopteri; Salmoniformes; Salmonidae. Gene Ontology annotation, molecular function: transmembrane transporter binding; voltage-gated potassium channel activity; potassium channel regulator activity. Gene Ontology annotation, biological process: potassium ion transport; transmembrane transport; negative regulation of delayed rectifier potassium channel activity. The transcript has 14 exons.
AUAGAGAGAGAGGGGGAGAGAGGAGAAAGAAAGAGACAGACUUCAAGAGAGAAGAAGACUAUGGCGAAUGAGUGAUCGACUAUACAUUGAGGGAGAGAGUCAAAAGAGAGUGAGUCCACCUGUUAGACAGAGGGAGUAUUUAUCUACCCUGAAGCUGCAGGAGCUGGACUGACCAGUUAUUCAAUAGACCGAGAGCUCUGAAACCUAAAACACCCUUACCCUCUGAACUCUGCCCUUUUCACCCUUCUCUGGAUCGGGGUGUGUGAGAGGUGAAGUCAUGCUUGCAGCCCGCAGCAGUGGAGGAGGGGUGGGAGGUCACAACGGUCCCCCAGGACACAGAAAACACUCUGUAGCGUCGCUGAGUGGGAGCAGAGGCCACUGUAACGCUCAGGAUGGCAGUAAGGAUAGACGCAGUUCCACCCCAGGCCAGCAGGCUGCAGCACCAAACAGAAGCAAGGCUGCACUGAUUAGAGAGAUGGAGACCCACUGGUAUCUGAAGAUGUGUGGACUUGCAAGGGGGGAUUCUGUGGCUCAAAAGACAGGCAUGCUGUACAGGAACCUGGGGAAAUCAGGACUUAGAGUGUCGUGUUUGGGACUGGGUACCUGGGUAACGUUUGGUGGUCAGAUUACAGACGAGGUGGCUGAGCAACUGAUGACCAUGGCGUAUGAGAGUGGAGUCAACCUGUUUGACACAGCGGAGGUGUACGCUGCUGGAAAAGCUGAAGUCAUAUUGGGUAACAUCAUCAAGAAGAAGUGCUGGAGACGAUCAAGUCUGGUCAUCACUACCAAGCUGUACUGGGGAGGAAAAGCAGAGACUGAGAGAGGCCUUUCAAGGAAACACAUUAUUGAAGGUCUGAAGGGCUCCCUCCAGAGGUUGCAGCUGGAAUACGUAGACGUGGUCUUCGCAAACCGCCCCGACACCAACACACCCAUGGAGGAGAUUGUGAGAGCCAUGACUUAUGUGAUCAACCAGGGGAUGUCCAUGUACUGGGGGACUUCUCGAUGGACAGCCAUGGAGAUCAUGGAGGCGUACUCUGUGGCCAGACAGUUUAACCUGAUCCCUCCAGUGUGUGAGCAGGCUGAGUACCAUCUCUUCCAGAGGGAGAAGGUGGAGGUCCAGCUUCCAGAACUCUACCACAAGAUAGGUGUCGGGGCGAUGACGUGGUCUCCGCUGGCCUGUGGCAUCAUCACGGGGAAGUACCAGAACGGCAUCCCAGAAACCUCCAGGGCAUCCAUGAAGUCGUAUCAGUGGUUAAAGGAGAAGAUAGUGAGUGAGGAUGGGAGGAAACAGCAGGCGAAGCUGAAGGAGCUGGGACACAUCGCUGAGAAGCUGGGCUGUACUCUCCCACAGCUGGCCGUGGCCUGGUGUUUGAGGAACGAAGGGGUGAGCUCAGUCCUCCUGGGAUCUUCCAGUCCAGAGCAGCUAACAGAGAACCUGGGUUCCAUACAGUUCCUUCCAAAAAUGACGUCUCAUGUGGUGUCGGACAUCGAUCACAUACUGGAGAACAAGCCGUACAGUAAGAAGGAGUAUCGCUCCUAGACACCCAGGAGGAAGCAGAGCCACAACUGUACAACCACUGUGGAUCCAGUUCCACCAACCAUCUGGGCUCAGCCUCCAUGGGGUUUCAGCUCAGUCUAAUCCCAGCCUAGUUCAGGCCUGCUCUGCUCAGAGCCCCAGCUUUCUUAGCCCAGUGUAACCAAGCUUAGUUCAGCCUAACCAAGCUCACCCUCUGCCUAGACCAGCUUUCAGCCCAGCUUUCAGCUCAGCUUACUCUUAUCAGUAGAUUCUCUGACUCCUGAGUUUAUUAACCAUGUAGAUGCAUGCUUCCCAUCUCUGGUGUGCCUGGACUUUCUCUUCAUAAGCACAUUAUACAAAACAACACAGAAGUGGGUUAAUACUUAGAAUAUACCGUAAGCUUCUUCUACAAUUCAUUUUGAAAACAAACUCUCUCCAGCCAGUCUACUGUAUUUGACACUUGUUUGACCUUUGCAAAGCAGAGCACCCUGGGACAUUAAGUUUCAGUGACAGGGGUUUGUUGUCUGCGAGGGGUAGACUGUGCAUGUUGUCGCCCCCCUCUGGUCGUAUAAGGUACUGCUAUGAAUAUCUUUAAUAGAUUCUCUGCGAGAGAGAUAUGGAAAAUCUCAAUUGCAUUUCCUUGGGAGAAUCUCAAUCGCACACUCCUUGCGUCCUCUCUCCUCACCUCUUUCGCAAAACCCAUUGGUGGAGAAGAUCAGAGGGGAGGGACCUCUGGGUUUCUCAUCCAAUUGGUUUUGAGGAGGAGGCGAGGAGAGAGGAUGCGAGGAGUCAAGGAAAGGCAACAGAGACUGGUCUCACAGAUGGUCUCCUGUGCUGUACUGGGUACUGUCUGUUUGCAGCCAUAGAGGACACUCCUGCCUCUGAAUUGAACCUGCAUCGUUGAUUGCUGAUGUGAAUCAGGGAUAGCACAAGCAACUCUGUGACACGACCUCCCACCAGACCAAUGUUACCCGCAGGCGUUGCUUGUUUCAGUGAUAAUGCGAAAGUUAGGUGAAGUAUUUAGAGAAAUUAUAAAGGUAUAUAUUUAUUCUAUAAUAGUAUGUGAAAAUACAUUUCUUCUGCGUGUUUUAAAUGUUUUGUCUUUCAAGGGUGUAUCUAUUAAACUUCAUGGGGAAAACCUUGUAACAUAAACAGAACCAACCUCAAGCCCCCUUUUCAUGCAGAUUCAAAUAAAGCAUUCUCUAAAUAAUCUGUAAGUAUUGUGUAAAUAGUGUUCCACUGUUUCUCCUCUGUCAGCAAAACCGUACAUUCAUGGUCGUUUGGGCCUGAUACCAGUCCUCCUCCGCUCCUGGGUUUUACCCAUUUAGCUUAGGCUUCUUUUCUUUAAAAUAGACACAAGGUGGAUUUACCAUUUUAUAAAUAACUCAUUAUGGGAGGAAUGAACAAUGACUUGCUUCGAUGGCUUGCUUGGCAGCUGGUUAAGUCCUACCACAGGAAGUGGUUAAGCCCUACCACAGGAAGUGGUUAAGUCCUACCACAGGAGCUGGUUAAGUCCUACCACAGGAGCUGGUUAAGUCCUACCACAGGAGCUGGUUAAGUCCUACCACAGGAGCUGGUUAAGUCCUACCACAGGAGCUGGUUAAGUCCUACCACAGGAAGUGGUUAAGUCCUACCACAGGAAGUGGUUAAGCCCUACCACAGGAAGUGGUUAAGUCCUACCACAGGAAGUGGUUAAGCCCUACCACAGGAAGUGGUUAAGUCCUACCACAGGAGCUGGUUAAGUCCUACCACAGGAGCUGGUUAAGUCCUACCACAGGAGCUGGUUAAGUCCUACCACAGGAAGUGGUUAAGUCCUACCACAGGAGCUGGCUGGCACCUCGCUAGGGCAGCAAGUAGCCUAGUGGAUAGAGUAUCAGGCCAGUAACUGAAAGGAUGCUGGUUCAAAUCCCCAAGCCGUCAAGGUGCAACAUCUGUUGAUGUGCUCUUGAGCAAGGCACUUAACCUUAAUUUGGGGGGGCAGGCUCAUAGUAAUGGCUGGAAUGGUAUUGAACUCCAUGUGUUUGAUUUCACUCUAUUCCAGACAUUAUUAUAAGCCUUCCUCCCCCAGCAGCCUCCUGUCACACUACCCUGCAGAUUUUGUUUAACCUGUUCAUCAAUAUUUAGUGUUAAGUUCAUGAUAACAUCCAGCCGUCUCGCUUACAGAUGGUUUGCUUACACUUACUGGUAACCGCUGCAUGUUGGAGCAAUCUGAAUUUACCUUCACAUCUUUAGACUGCUCUUCCCCAAUAGGGAUUGAAUCCAGCACUAACAGAGAUCAAUAGUUAAUGAUAGACGUUAGCUAUAUUUCAAUCUGAUGACUCUUCUAUACCUACAGUUGGAAGGUGGCCAGUGAUCAGAUUGGGACCAGCCUUUUCAGUGUGCAGUGAUCCACCCUGCAGAGUGCCUUGACAUGAGCCCUGCUAACAGAACACAGGUGCCCAGUCCCAAAUUAACCCCGUCACCCUCAUCCAUUUAAUGAAAGUAUUGAAUAGGUAUAGACAACAUUAUAAUAGCUCAGAUCUACUCAAGUGCACAGAGUAAAAGCUAAGAGUGGGUUUGAGAUUUGGGUUUCCUGAGUUGUCUGUGUGUGGCAAUGGGUCUGGUCCCAUUCCCUUGACCCGAUCACCUAGCUCUGAAAGGUCGGUGUGAUCUCUGAACAUAAAAGGGCUAGGGCAAGAAGCUAGUGGAUCAAAUGGAACUAGGCCACCAGGAAUGUCACAUGAACUGCCCCAGUUCUACUGACAAGAUACACUGUGUUCUACAGUAUUUAAAUUACCAGGCCGUUAAGUGUUUUCUACAGUACGUAAUGUUAUCAGGAGAGAAUUUACCAACUAUAUUACUGACAAACAUCAGUGUCUCUCUACCCAGAUUCAUGUUAUUUCCUAUCCUGUCAUGAGAACAGUGACCUCUGUACAUACCCUAUAUCAAUUAGUAUGACACUUCCAUUAAUAAAUGUAUAAUACCAAUGAUGAAUUCUA